AUGGAUAAAGUAACAAAAUUUGAUUUCUAUUUUCACGACAUAGCUAGUGGGAAAAAUCCAACUGCAGAUCAAAUAGCCCAGUCCAAUAUGACUGCCGAAUCCCCAACUUUCUUCGGGGUUCUUGUUAUGAUAGACAGCCCACUAACACUUGGGCCAGAGCCCAAUUCUACUUUAGUGGGUCGAGUCCAAGGAAUUUAUGGUUCAGCUGAUCAAAAAGAAUUUGGUCUACUUAUGAACCUUAACUUUGUGUUUACCACUGGUAAGUACGGUGGUAGUACACUGUGUAUACGUGUUCUUGGCCGGAAUCCAGCACUUCAAAACUACCGUGAGAUGCCGAUCGUCGGCGGUUCUGGUGUUUUCCGGUUGGCUCAGGGGAUCGCCACUGCUAAAACCUAUUGGAUUAAUACAACCAGUGGGGAUGCUAUUGUUGAGUAUAAUGUUAUAGUCCAGCAUUUUGACAUUUGA
Nicotiana attenuata is the source of this 465-nucleotide messenger RNA. RefSeq names its product dirigent protein 21-like. The coding region runs from base 1 to 465 and encodes 154 amino acids. The record is from RefSeq and is a predicted model, not a curated record. Lineage: Eukaryota; Viridiplantae; Streptophyta; Magnoliopsida; Solanales; Solanaceae. The transcript is spliced from 3 exons.